CCAAUUACUUUCGACCACCUGGAUUAUUCCAGAAGUAUUCGAAACGCAGGAUGGACUGCUCUGAUAUUGGAUCCUAUAAUCGACGGACUACAAUUUACACAAGUCCUAAUGGAUGGCGGCAGCGAUUUAAACCUGCUAUAUCCGGACACAAUCCGCAAGUUGGGGAUAGACCCUACUAAAAUUCGCCAUAGCCGCACUUCCUUCAAAGGAGUGACGCCAGGCCCUUAUGCCAAGUCCACGGGAUCCUUACGACUAGAAGUUAUGUUCGGUUCACCCGACAACUUCCGUCGCGAAAAGCUAAUCUUCCAUGUCGCCCCAUUUAAAAGUAGCCAUCAAGCACUAUUGGGACGUGAAGCUUUUGCCCGCUUUAACGCAAUACCGCACUACGCGUCUCUUACACUUAAAAUGCCCGGUCCACGCGGCAUCAUCUCAUUACAAGGUCGCUCAAGACCCCGUACACGGCUAGGCGAGUCUAGCACAAAUAAACUAGGGGCUUCCUAUCCACACACCCCUUCACAAGGGGCUGUGCGUAUGAACAAUAAGAGCCAAUGA
This is a messenger RNA of Triticum aestivum (bread wheat), 552 nucleotides long. RefSeq lists its product as uncharacterized. The transcript has a single exon. Lineage: Eukaryota; Viridiplantae; Streptophyta; Magnoliopsida; Poales; Poaceae. The record is from RefSeq and is a predicted model, not a curated record. The annotation marks the transcript as partial.